AGGGCGCUGACACAAAGCACCAGAUGAGACGAGAACAACUUGAGAGAGGAUGAGGCCAUUCACUAGCCUGUUUUAGCUACACACAUCUAGCUACGCUUAGCUUUGCCGGAGGCUAACGAGCAGGCUAAAACAUCAGUUUGUUUUAAUGUCUCCUGACUUAUCAAGUGAUGGCAAGAGAACAGUGUUCAGAAACCGAAGCUGAACUGUAUUACCUCAUUGCCAGAUUUCUACAGUCUGGGCCAUGCAAAAAGGCAGCACAGAUUCUGAUCGAGGAGCUGGAGGAGUAUGAGUUGGUCCCUCAACGAUGGAGUUGGGACGGGAAGAAAUACAAACGCACCUUCGACGACUGGGUGAUUUUGAACCAGCACAUUCCUGCAGAUUAUCUGCUCCGUGUUUGUCAGAGGAUAGGUCCUCUUAUAGAAAAGGAGAUCCCACCUAGUGUUCCUGGAGUCCAAACACUUCUAGGUUUGGGAAGACAGUCUUUGCUUCGCACCAACAAAAGUUGCAGUCAAGUAUACACUGGCUCAGCUGUUACUGCACUCCAUCGAGGACGUCCACCAGAACCUCCAGUCAGCAAUGGAAAUGCCCCCAGUGUUGUCACCAUCAUGGGUGCUCGCCAGGCCACAGGUACAGCUCGGUUUGAUCAGACACUGCCGUCUUCCUCCUACCAGCAUAUGAAAAUACACAAACGUAUCUUGGGCCACCUGUCUUCAGUUUACUGUGUAGCCUUUGACCGCACAGGUCGUCGGAUAUUUACGGGUUCUGAUGACUGCCUGGUAAAAAUCUGGGCCACAGAUGAUGGGCGACUCCUGGCAACACUGCGUGGCCACUCAGCAGAGAUCUGUGACAUGGCUGUCAAUCAUGAGAAUACUCUCAUUGUGUCAGCAAGCUGUGACAAAGUCAUACGAGUGUGGUGCUUACGAACAUGUGCACCAAUCACUAUUUUGCAGGCACAUGCUGCUUCCAUCACAUCUAUACAGUUUUGUCCUGCUGUCAAAGGAACAACGCGUUACCUGGCCUCCACCGGUGCAGAUGGCAUGGUGUGCUUCUGGAAGUGGCAUUCAGUCAGCAUGAAAUUUAAUGAUCAACCAGUUAAGUUUGUUGAGAGGUCGCGUCCAGGAGUACAAGUCUCUACUUCCUCCUUCAGUAGUGGAGGAAUGUUCAUGGCUACUGGUAGCACUGAUCAUAUGAUCAGGGUUUACUACCUUGGUGCUGAAACUCCAAUGAAGGUUUCUGAGAUGGAUGCUCACACUGAUAAAGUUGUAGUUGUCCAGUUCAGCAAUAACAGUGACAGCCUAAGGUUUGUGAGUGGUAGUCGUGACGGCACAGCCAGGAUCUGGCAUUAUCAGCAACAAGAGUGGAAGAGCGUCAGUUUAGACAUGGCUGCCAGACUCCCGGGCAGUACUGUUGCCAAUGGGGAUGAUAAAACCAAGCUGGUGGUGACCAUGGUGGCCUGGGACCGUACAGAUAGCACAGUCAUCACAGCGGUGUCAAACUACCUGCUCAAAGUGUGGAGUACAAGCACCGGACAGCUACUGCAUGUUUUAACUGGUCACGAUGACGAGGUGUUUGUGCUUGAGGCUCAUCCAUUUGACUCGCGCAUCAUGCUCUCUGCCGGCCACGAUGGCAACAUUUACAUCUGGGACCUGGCAAGAGGAGCCAAGAUCCGAAAUUUCUUCAACAUGAUUGAAGGACAAGGCCAUGGUGCUAUUUUUGACCUCAAGUUCUCAGCUGAUGGGCAGCAUUUUGCUUGCACUGACUCACAUGGCCACUUGCUCAUCUUUGGCUUUGGCUGCAGCAGACCAUAUGAGAAGAUCCCGGACCAGAUGUUCUUCCAUACGGACUACCGACCUCUUAUUCGUGAUGCUAACAACUACGUCCUAGAUGAGCAAACGCAACAGGCCCCACAUCUAAUGCCACCACCCUUUCUGGUGGAUGUUGAUGGGAAUCCUCACCCUCCUCACUACCAGCGACUAGUACCAGGAAGAGAGAACUGCAAGGAUGAUCAGCUGAUACCUCAGCUAGGAUACAUGGCCAACAGUGAUGGCGAGUUAGUUGAGCAGGUGCUUGGUCAGCAAACAGCAGAAAAUGGAGAAAGCCUGUUGGACAAUCUCAUCAGACAGUUGCAAAACGAGCAGGAUGAGCGUCAGAAUGCAGUGCAGCAGGCGGAAGAAGCUGAUGCUGGUGAUGCAGAAGAUGUGGCGGACUCCUCUCCGGCCGAUGGACCUCGAAGAAGCGGACAAGUGGACGGGGUGUGGCAGUUGCAGCAUAAUGCUCUGCCAAGCCAAGUGGCCACAGAGAGGGACCUGCUGGCCUGGAGCCGCAGAGUGGUGGUCAAUGAAGUGCCACAAGGGACAUUUAGAGUUUCGGAGGAGUGCAGACAAGCUAAAGGUGAUAUGGAAUGUUCUCUAUACAAUGCUGAAAGGAGGAAGAAACCAGCCACCUGCAUACCCAAGAGUGUUCCCCUGACUUCACGCCUGCGUUCCCUGCGGCCAACCAAGAAGAAGAAGCAGCAGCGUCACACUUAUCAGACCCGCUCGGCUCAGGUUCGUCGUCCUGGGAGCAGGAGUCAGAAUCUGAGCAACCGGCGUAACUCUGACAGUCAGGUCGACUCGGACAGUGAUAGAGAGGCAGCAGAGCAGGUGGAGCAAAGUGAUGCUUCUUCUGAUGGUGAAACCAAGUGGCAGAGUGAAAGCAGCUCCAGUGACUCCUCCAGUGAAUAUUCUGAUUGGACAGCUGAUGCUGGGAUUAACCUUCAACCACCAAAGCGACCAACCCGGAGGCCUGUACAGCCCCAAGGUUACAGCAGCUCCGAGGAUGAAGAGGGUGAAGACAAAGGAAACGAGGCCAAGAAAAGAGAAACUGAGAAAAGGAAAAAGCCCAAAGAAGUCAAACAGAAACCCACAUCUUCUUUGGCUGGACUUGAUGCAGAGGAGUGGCUGCCACCAUCAUGGAUAAUGGAUACUAUCCCACGUCGCUCUCCUUUUGUUCCACAAAUGGGAGAUGAGCUUAUAUACUUCAAACAGGGCCAUCAGGCCUAUGUCCGGGCAGUCCGCAGAGCCAAGGCCUACAGCAUCAACCCUCAGAAACAACCAUGGAACAGACUCAACCUCAGGGACCAGGAAUCUGUGAAAGUGGUUGGAAUUAAAUAUGAAGUUGGACCUCCAGCUCUCUGCUGCCUAAAACUGGCUUUCUUAGAUCCGGUCUCAGGGAAGAUGACCAACGAGUAUUUCUCUUUAAAGUACCAUGACAUGCCUGAUGUCAUCGAUUUUCUGGUACUCCAGCAGUUUUACAACGAGGCUAAAGAGCACAACUGGCAACCAGGUAUGAGGUUCCGCAGCAUCAUUGACGAUGCCUGGUGGUUCGGCUCUGUAGAAGACCAAGAGCCUCUGCAGCCAGAGUAUCCAGACAGCCUGUUUCAGUGCUAUGCAGUGAAGUGGGAUAAUGGCGAACGGGAGAAGAUGAGUCCAUGGGACAUGGAGCCUAUUCCUGAGGAAGCUGCGUUGCCAGAACGUGUUGGCGAUGGAGUGGAGGUGGCUGAGGAAGAACUAAAAGCUCUGCUUUACAAGCCUCAGGAAGGCGAGUGGGGGGCUCACACGCGAGAUGAAGACUGUGAGCGAGUCAUCCAUGGGAUUGAUCAGCUUCUUACUCUCGAUGUAGCCAAGGCAUUUGCAGUGCCAGUAGAUCUGCGGGCCUACCCUCUGUACUGCACUGUGGUAUCUUACCCCACUGACCUCAGCACAAUCCGCAAGCGACUGGAAAACCGCUUCUACAGGCGAAUCUCUGCUUUAAUGUGGGAGGUGCGCUACAUCGAACACAAUGCCCGCACUUUCAAUGAACCCCAGAGCCCUAUUGUAGCAUCUGCCAAGGUGGUGACUGACGUUCUCUUGCACUACAUCGGGGACCAAAGCUGCACAGAUAUAUUGGAUCUGUAUCACAGACUGAAGUCUGAGAUCAGCAGUGAAGGAGAAGCUGAGGCCGAGUUGGAUGUGGAUUCUGACACUCCAGGAACUUCUACAGGGAAUAGGGGAGCCAACUUGAAGCGUGGUGUGGUUUUGGAUGUGAAAGCAUGGCGAGGUCAAUGCAGAGAGCUGCUGUGUCGAAUGAUUGCCUCCCCAGAUUCAGAUCCAUUCCGCCAGCCCGUGGAUCUGUUUGAGUAUCCGGAUUAUCGGGACAUUAUUGACACACCCAUGGAUCUUAGUACAGUAUCAGAAACACUUAUAGCAGGAAAUUACGAAAACCCAGUGGAGUUUGCAAAAGAUAUCCGUCUCAUUUUCAGCAACUCCAAAGCAUACACGCCCAACAAGAAAUCCCAGAUCUACAGUAUGACCCUUAGCCUUUCAGCCUUUUUUGAAAAACACAUCAUCUCCAUCAUCUCCGACUUCAAGUCUGCUAUUCAGAAUGAACGACGGACUCGUCAGAGACUCAGUUACAGAAACAGACUACACAAUGGAGGCAGCUCCCCACCUAACAGUCCACCUCCCAGCCCUAAAGGGAAGCACAAGUCAGGGAAGGUUUCAAAGCCAACAAAGGCCCAGACCUCAACAAGGAAUCCUUCUCAGAGACCACAUCAGGCUCAACAAAGUAGCAGUGUAGCGGAUGAAGAGGACAUCCAGCCUUCUUCCCCAAGUUCAGGGACAAGCAGCGAGAGUGAGAACCAAGCAUCCCAUCGGAUGACCCGCAGCCAAAGUACUCCAGUAAAGAAAUCAGCUCACCGGCGUGACCUAAGUACCAGCUCCAGACAGCAUCCCAGACGAGAAGCCCUGCAGUCAGACGAUGACGAGGAAGCUUCAGGAUCCAAUAGUUCAUCCUCUGAGUCAUCCUCCACCUCAUCAUCUUCCUCUUCCUCCUCAUCAUCUGACAGCUCUGAUUCUGAUGUGGAGAAAUACGUGGAAGGGGGUGAUCACGAUUACAGCAAAGCCCCUUGCCUGUCAGUACGCCUCUCAACUAAGGGAAAGAUGGCGGCCUCGGGGAAAAGGAGGCAGAAAGCAGAGGGGGACAUGUCACCUAUAGCACCUAAAAGAGCACGACUGCAGCUACCGGUGAAGGUGGAGGAAGAUGAAGAAGGGGACGACGAUGAAGAUGAGGAGGAGGAAGAGGAAGUUGAGCAACAACAGGUGGACGAUGAGGAGGAGGAGCCUGAGGAGGAGGAGGAGCCUGAGGAGGAGGAGCCUGAGGAGGAGGAGGAGCCUGAGGAGGAGGAGGAUGAGGACAAGGACAACUCUGAUGAGGUGCAGAGCGGGGCUGCAGGCGCAGUGGUGAGCAGUCAGAGAGGCAGCCAGUGCAAGUCUAGACGCGUCAACACACGGAACCAGGGCCGCAGGACAGUUCUGUACAGGGACGACUCAGAGGAUGACGGCCAUGGGUCCAAGGAGGACCCCCUCAACCUGGGCAUGUCCCGCUCGGGACGGGUACGCCGGAUGACUGAGAAGGCCCGCGUCAGCCACCUCAUGGGUUGGACUCACUGACACCGCGCCAACUUUAAACACCUCAAUAAACUGUUAAACAUGAGAACUUCAGGGAUUUUUUUUCUUUUUAUACAUGUGUGUAUAUAAAAACAAAUAUAUAUAUUAUUGUUUCUCUCGUUAUGAGACUACUUGUGACUCUCACACCGAUAGCUGGUGCUCAGAAAAUGUUGCCAAGGAGUUUGAUCCCUGGACGACGUGGAUCCUCCCCAGCUGGACUAACUCACCUCAGCCUUAAUGCUCACUGGAGGAGCCGUUAGGAUGCUGCACUGACCUUCUCUUCCUCGUCCAGUGUGCUUCUCCUGUCCACGACUAAAACACUAUCUGCUCUUUUUUUCAUCCUUCCCAGAAACUUUUCUCCUUGCUCCUGGUCACCAAAGAAGGAUGCAGAAAAGCCAAAAAAAGUGGUGCUCAUGUUUUUUUUUUUUUUUUCAUCGUUUAGAAAAAGCAAUCACACAAAGCUCUGACGGACGUUGUCACUCUGGACCACCAUGAGACACGUGCAGUAUCACUCAGCUUUUUGGUACUUGUUUUUUCUCCAAAACCACAUGCCUUAGUUUUCAGAGCUCACACAGUUCAGACUUGUUCUGUCUGCAGCUGGAUGCAAGACCAGCUUGGUUUGGGGAGCAGCAGAACUGAGGCAUCAGUCAAUUUGGUCAGGACCCUCUUGACAUUCUGGGUCUUUGAAAGGUAAAUGUUUUACCUGCUUUUUUGCUAUUGCAAUUUAUUCACAUUCUGUAAAUUAAUAUUUUUACAUUUUUGUUUUUGUUGGUGGGUAAAACAGCCACUGUUUGUGUUUGUACUGUUGUAGGAUCUCGUGAUCAAAUCCAUUCUAGUUGCUUCUGUGACAGCUUCUCUACUGCAUGUGCAGAAGGAAAGAAGGAUCCUUGGCCAGCUCACUUCCAUAGGAAUAUUUAUUUUUCCAUUGUGUUGUAUGUGGGUUACUUUAAACUAGAUGUUAAUAGUAAGGAGGAUAAGGAAAUAUUUGCACAUUUAUCUACUCCACAUGGCAGCUGAGUAAUAAAUAUAUGAAAGAAAUCAGAUUAAAACCUCAUAGGUUUUGUAUUUAAAUUAUUUUGAACUGUGCCAGCACACAUACACACACAAAUCAGUCUAUUUUUCAUUAUUUUAAAGGUUGGAAAUGUUAUAUUUUUUUGCCUGAAACCUGUGUUUUAGCUCUGCCACACGCAAUCACUUUUCCAUGAUAUUCUCUCAAUUGGUGUCACUCAUUCUGCCUACAGUAGAUUUACAAGUGUGACUGGCCAUCUCGCAUUUCUAAGAUCCUUAUGGGGGUAAUCUACAUCAUCACUGACGCGUCCUGUUCCGUUGCACAAAUAAUGUUUACUUUAAAGCUUGCACAGUUUUUAGUUGGUAAAUCAUUUGUGGCAGCGUCCAGUCAGGAGAAUCCAGAAAAGAUGAGUCAUGUCUUCGCAUUUUAACACCGGGUGCUGUGAUUGAAACGCAUCUCCUCAUCGCUCUGCCUAAGUGUGGUCACACAGACCUCAAGCUAUUUUUCCCUUUUUCGGUGAGGGGGGGUUUGAAGUUUGGCUUGUGUGAGCUUUUAAGACCAAUCCAAACCUAUAGUCCCCUGGGUGGUAGCAUUAACAGGCAUUUUGAAAUGAUUCUGGUUGAGUGUGAAAAGGCUGAUUCACAUUUGGGGAUGUUAUUUUGAUGUAGUAGAUGGUUUUUAGUCUUGCCUCGAAGCAUCAGAUUAGUUGGUGACAAAUACAACAAUAACAUUCUACUGUAGCUUUUAUACACAAUGUUUUGAUUGUAUGUGUUUUUUUUCUAAAUAAAAAAAUCAAAUUUC
Molecule: messenger RNA, 7275 nt
Organism: Betta splendens (Siamese fighting fish)
Lineage: Eukaryota; Metazoa; Chordata; Actinopteri; Anabantiformes; Osphronemidae
Gene: brwd3
Product: bromodomain and WD repeat domain containing 3
Exons: 40
Coding region: 168-5468 (1766 amino acids)
Biological process (GO): regulation of transcription by RNA polymerase II; cytoskeleton organization; regulation of cell shape
Cellular component (GO): nucleus
Molecular function (GO): protein binding
Source: RefSeq, a predicted model, not a curated record